UUACGCGUGCCAUUUGUCAAUAUUGAGCAUUUUUGAAAUUGGAUAGAUAAAAAUAAUUUUCCUUAAUCGGGGUAGCUAAAUUAAAAUGCAGCAAAACGUGCGUUAUAUAAGUUACAAGGCAUUAAGAACGUGGUAUGCAAAGUUAGUUAAACCAAGACCUGGAGAUCCUCCUUAUAAACAUGUUGUUCAAAUAGGCGAUCCAAAUUUGAGAAUAGAAUCUGAACGCAUUUCUGAAGAUGAAAUCCUAACACCAGAAGUUCAGUAUCUUAUUAAACAAUUAAAACAUGUUUCGAAAACUUACAAUUGUGUAGGUCUUUCAGCGCCACAAAUAGGAAUGCCUCUUCAAAUUAUUAUAGCGGAAUUUAACAAAAAACAUCUAAAACAUUAUUCCGAACAAGAAAUUAUAAAUAAAGAGAUCACCCUUCAGCCUCAAACAGUAAUUAUUAAUCCAUUAUUGAGAGUUGCAGAUUAUUCGAAAGUUACUUUUUCAGAAUCCUGUGAAAGUAUCAAAGGAUAUUAUGCUGAUGUUGCUAGGUACAGAUCCAUUGAAGUCAAAGGGUGGAAUGAAGAAGGCAACUUUUUUUCCAUUCUAGCUCACGGAUGGUGGGCGAGAAUUCUUCAACAUGAAAUAGAUCACCUACAAGGAAAAAUGUAUACAGACAUUAUGGAUCCUAAAACGUUAACAUGUUGUUGUUGGCACGAAGUUAACGAAAGAGCGGGCAGAGUUCACAUACCUUUAGGAAAUAAAUAACACAAAAAUUAAAUCUAGUAAUAUAUUUAAUUUCUAGAAUAUUAUGCAAAAUGAAAAAAAAUAUAUAUUUACAAAUACCAAAAUCAUGCCUUUUUUACUUGGUAUAUUACUCAAUCUACACUCUAUGUAUCCAUAUAUUCUAAAUAAAAAAUACAUAAAACUAA
This is a messenger RNA of Diorhabda carinulata, 915 nucleotides long. RefSeq names its product peptide deformylase, mitochondrial-like. Bases 86 to 751 code for a protein of 221 amino acids. The record is from RefSeq and is a predicted model, not a curated record. Gene Ontology annotation, cellular component: mitochondrion. Gene Ontology annotation, molecular function: peptide deformylase activity. The transcript is spliced from 3 exons. NCBI's taxonomy places the organism in Eukaryota, Metazoa, Arthropoda, Insecta, Coleoptera, Chrysomelidae. Gene Ontology annotation, biological process: peptidyl-methionine modification; N-terminal protein amino acid modification.